GCGGGUAUCCGAGUGGGUAUACUGAUGAAUAUGUUCGCUUGAAUUAACGUUAAGAAGUAAAAUUAUCAUACAAAAACUUCUUCUUUUCUUCAAUUGAAAGAAAGCAAACAAACGUUGAUUGCUCUUUAUUCAUUUCAAACAAAAAGAAAUGGAGGAUCCAAAUGCUGAUACGGAAUGGAAUGAUAUUUUACGUCAAAAAGGAAUUUUACCACCUAAAAAGGUGGAACCAGAAGAAGAACUUCCUCCACCUCCUGAUCCCAAAACCAUUUUAGACAAUUUAAAAUCAAAUGAAUUAGAUGAGAAAUUCGAUUUAUUAGAAGAUGGUGAAGUUGACGAGGAGGAGGCACGUUUCUUAGAGGAAUAUCGACGCAAGCGGAUAGCUAUGCUGAAAGAAGAAGCAUCAAAACCCCGAUUUGGUUGUGUACGCGAAGUGACCAAAGCUGAUUGGACAACAGAAGUGACAAAUGCUGGUGAUGAUAUAUUUGUCAUUGUUCAUAUUAGUGAAAAAGGUCAUGCUCUGUGUAGUCUAAUUGACAAUCAUUUGAGAAAAUUGGCACAAAAAUUUCCUACAGUGAAAUUCCUCCGCGGUGAAUCAUGUUUAUGCAUACCGAAUUAUCCAUCGAGUAAUUUACCAUCGCUUCUUGUCUAUAAAUCUGGUGAUUUGAAAGAACAGUUGAUUGGUCCUAAUGCUGUCGGUGGGAAUAGUGUUACUGUAAAAAAAUUGGAAUGGCAUUUAGCUAAAUUAGGUAUACUAGAAUCAAAAUUGAAAGAAGAUCCAUCGAAACGAAUCACUAUUAAAUUGGCUAAAAGCAAUUAUAUUAAACGUAUUGCUGGAGAUGAAUCAUCUGACGAUAGCGAUGAUGAUGAUGCCGAUGGGAAUCCUGGUGCUGGUGACGAUGAUGAUACUGAUGAUGAUUGA
Molecule: messenger RNA, 919 nt
Organism: Trichobilharzia szidati
Lineage: Eukaryota; Metazoa; Platyhelminthes; Trematoda; Strigeidida; Schistosomatidae
Source: the annotation of a GenBank genome assembly